UUGAGCCUUUCAACCCUCAAAACAGAAUCGGCAUCCCGCGGAUGAUUUGACGAUUGAUAACGUAAACCGCUAUCAGUCAUCCCGAGGUCAUGUACGAUUAAUAAUCCUAUUGGGAACAACUGAACCAUUGAAAGUGUGGAUGUUCUAAUUCGCUCACAUUCAACUACGACUCUUUGUAGUGAGUGAGUGAGUCUUCUACGAUUUAGGUUUGACAGAACGGAAGAAUCCACAAUCGGCGUCGGAUUUCUAACCAACCAAAAUGCUCUCUACGCCAGUCAACCUCCCGAAGUGGCUCGAGGAGAAUUCUCAUCUCCUAAAACCCCCGGUCAACAACUAUUGCGUCUACAAUGAAGACUUCACCGUCAUGAUCGUCGGCGGUCCCAACGCCAGGACGGACUAUCACAUCAACCAGACCCCGGAGUGGUUCUACCAGUACAAGGGUGCUAUGAUGUUGAAGGUCGUUGACGAUGGCAAGUUUAGGGACAUCAUCAUUCGGGAGGGCGACAUGUUCCUGUUGCCGGGCAACACGCCGCAUAACCCGGUGCGCUUCGCUAACACCGUCGGCGUGGUCCUCGAGCAGAAGCGGCCCGAAGGCACCAUCGACCGCAUGCGCUGGUACUGUCAGGAGUGUAACGAGAUAGUACACGAAGCUGCCUUCCACUGCACCAACCUCGGUACUCAGAUCAAGGCCGCCAUCGAGGAAUUCAUGUCAAGCGAGGAAACCCGAAAGUGCAAGAAAUGCGGCGUGGUCGCUAAUUCGGUACCGAAACCCGGUAUCAUCAAGGAUCCGAACACGGAGUAACGGUCUCGUUGACUGAAGUAGAUCACAUAUUUGAUUGAUCUCAAUACAUAUAUUAGCUAUGUAACCCAUUUUCCGCAUUGAUUCAUCUAGGGGUUUGUAGGAUGUCUCUAAUCGAGCGCCUAAGUUCGCUAUCGCCCACCCCUAGGGUUAGCUGUUUACAUAUGUCGGGCAUGUCCAAGUGGACAGAUAUAAGUUUCACAUAUCUUCUGUCGUCAGAAUUAUGACAGAGAUUUUAGAGAUGAUGAAUGAGUCAUAAUCAUCGUUGCAUAUGGAUAACCAACCUACUUGCUCCUUGGCUAAGAUGAACCAGGGAGUAUGCUUCUUAGUACCCCUUAACGCGAUUUUAACACGACUUUACCGACUACACUCCUAAAUACGGAGAUAUUUAUCCAAGGAGCCUACUCU
Molecule: messenger RNA, 1207 nt
Organism: Annulohypoxylon truncatum
Lineage: Eukaryota; Fungi; Ascomycota; Sordariomycetes; Xylariales; Hypoxylaceae
Product: 3-hydroxyanthranilic acid dioxygenase
Exons: 3
Coding region: 260-802 (180 amino acids)
Biological process (GO): quinolinate metabolic process; 'de novo' NAD+ biosynthetic process from L-tryptophan
Cellular component (GO): cytoplasm
Molecular function (GO): 3-hydroxyanthranilate 3,4-dioxygenase activity; iron ion binding
Source: RefSeq, a predicted model, not a curated record